GCUUUGGAGAGUCCUAUUAUAGUGACAAUGCUUCUCUACAAGAUCUAGACAAGCUGUGUGGGUGCAUCUGCCUGUAAGAGAAUCCUGGUCAUGCAGCUUGCCAUCAUGUGCCGCCUAGAGUGAUGUCAGUAAGCACAAGGCUGAUAUCUGUGAGCUGAUGUAUCAGAACUGAGUCGCUCCAAGUUCCUCCAAGCUGGUGAAUUUACAGCUGAGUAGCAGCUGACUGGGUGGGACAAUUUAUCUAGCUAAAUUGGGAGAAAAAGUUUAAAUCAAUUUUCACAACUGCACAUUUUCUACCUGGUUUCAGAUUACAAAACCAACAAUGGCGAGAAAUCCAGGUCACUUUAAGGCAACCCUUAAGAAGACUUCGUCCAGGAUUUGCAGCAUCUACACCACAAAGAGCAAGACUAGCCGUACAGGGAAGCUUCUUCUGAUCAUCUCCUGCCUCGUCACCAGCCUCAUUCUGGCCUUACUUCUCUUCCUUGCCUUGAUCUUCCCCUUCAAAUGUGGCUACACGGCGUCCAUGGCUGCUACUGGUGCUUUUUGGCUCUGCAUAACUAUAGCCAUGUGCAUCUCUCAGAGAGUUCGCUGCUUCGCAACACUCUUCCUGAUGUCCAUCGGUCUUAAGCAAGGCAAGAGCCUGCUUAUCAUGGCUGGAACUGUGGCGGGGCUCUUUCUGAACAUUAGGAACAUCCUAAGCAACCUCAAAGGACUUGCCAAGAGCAUGCUCUGCACGGUGGAGGCGAAAUUAGUGUCCAUCAAUCAACCGCCCCUCAGCAAUUACAUCAAAAUGCUCAAAUGGGUGGGUCAGCAACUCAAAAACUACCUACCGAGCGGUGGGUGGGGGACUUAUCUGGUAAACUUCUCAACUGAGACCAAAGUUGACUCCCAAAACUUCACAGACAAGAUGGCGGAGGCUGAAAGAGCUCUGAACCAGACCGCAGAGAGCGUCCUGGCCGUGAUCGACACCGUGUCCUCUGCAGGAAAGACAGUGUCUCCGGUCUUAGGCGUCGUCCUGUUGAUCAUCCUCACGGCCCUGUACCUGAAGAGUUUUCGCUCCGACCCAGAGCACAACAACACCUUCAUCACCAGGAGCUUCAUAAAGUACGAUGAAAACCAGCGUCUGCAGGGCAAGCCCUCAGUCUUCCCCCUCAACAAGAAGGAGUCCAAACGUUACAUUACUGUUCCCUCCGCCAGCUUCACCAGAAAGGAAGCGAUAGCCAUGCUGAAGUUCAGCAUCCCCAUCAUUACCCACAGCCUGGCCUGGGUCUUUUUCGUGGGAGUGGACGCUCUGCUGUACUGGAUCAUCAUGACUCUGAGGAAGCAUCUGGAGGAGCUAAAGCCGCUUCAUGUGCCCGUGGGGGUGAAUCUGAAGCAAGACAGGAUUAUUUUGGGUGUUGUCCAAAAUGAAGGCAGAAUAAACAGGAACUUCUCUUACGACGUGCACAUUUUUGAAAACAAGUGUCUGCCUGAACCAGAACUGUGGCUCUACAAGUCUCUGGUUCCUCUGUCUGUCAUUUUUGGUCUGCUGCUGCUUCUGGUCCUGGUUUCUUCAAAGAUGGAUCAGCUGAGGCUCCUGGUGUCGGAGCAGUUCUUCUCAGAUCAAGCUGAGGAGCGGAUCGCUGUGCUUCAUGCCAAGAUCCUGAACAGAAGAGCCAGGAGGAAGGUUCAGACUCCACAAGUAGCCCUGAAGAGCUUCACUACACAGCUGCAGUUUUGGUUUCCCAUUUUCUUCCGUCAUGAUCAAAGCCACCUAGAGAACAUGACAUGAGGUUUGUUUAAGGGUCCUGUUUAAGUUUUGCUUUUACAAGACAAAAUUGUUUAAUUAAGGUCUGUUUUACUACCUUCACUAAAACUGCCAUACAGUUAAAACAGGUAAAGUGAAGAGCAUUGACUAUCUGGUUACAAUGGAGACAUAAUAGUAUUAAAGUGUUGAAUUGAAGUAUUGGAAACAGUUACAAUCAGCAAAGAUUUGAAAAUACAAUCUUCACUGCACACCUAAAAGUCCGGACAAAAGUCUGGAUAAAAACUUGGUUCAUGUUCACACUGUAGUGUAGUGAGUGUCGCUCUCAUCUAUGUGGUCUGCGUCCACUUGUGUCACUUGAAUUUGGUUGGUUUGUAGAAGGUUGUGUGUUAGACAGUGGGGUGUUUUCAGUUCACUAAUGAUGUUUGUAGAAGCAGUAUGCCUGACUGUAGGUGCUUGGUUUUAUAUAUACCUGUGGUCAUGGAAGAGUGAUUGAAACUUGACUUUAAUGAUUUGGAUGGGUGAGUGAAUACUUUAGCAAUAUAGUGAAGAUGUGAAAGCAUACUGUGAUUUUAAACAUAUAUUGUGGUGUGUUCCCACUGCAUAUUGUUGCUGUCCAAUGAAAUAACUACAUUUUUGUCGAUUUUUAGAUUACUACAUAAUUUUAAAACACAAACUGUCCCUUACACUGUGACAAAUUUUUUUGAUGAACAGAUUAAUAGAAACUCUUCAAAAUGACUGUAAACACGUUUACAUGGACUUCCAUUAAAAGUUUAGAAGUUGUUUUCUCUCUCCUGUAAAGUUGAUGUUUUGAAGAUACUUGUUUUUCAUUGGACAACUACAGCAUGCAUUAAUCCAAACAAACCAAGUCUCCCUGAAGCUGCGGGAGUCUCCCGCAUUUCGGUAGUGGCUCCCUGAUGCCCGCGAGUCACAUUUAAUCUCCCGGAAUUCAGAACGAGUGCACAGGCGACAGACUUUUAUUCUCUAAUCGCGUGUGGGAAGGAGAGAGAGAAAACAGAGAGGGUUCUGAUUGGCCUGUUCUCUGCAAAGAGUCUGUGAGACAGCCAAUCAGUUUUUAGUGUGGGCGGGCAGUGUUUUCCCCCCUCCCGGACGGGAUUUGUUCAGCGAGUGAGAGAAAGCAGAUAAUGACGGAGGCAAUAUUAAUAAUUAUUGUAAUAUGAUAUGAAAUGUUUUUGAUGUUGUGCAAUUUUUUGUGAUAUUGUAACUGUCAAUUUUUGUCAAAUAAAGGCUUUUUUUCCAAAAAAAAAAAAAAAGGAAAACAGAGGCAGGGCCUUCCAAAAUAAAAAAAAAAGAUAAAACUCAUUUCAUCUCUGAAUACUCUAAAUUUAAUUAAACAAAAAGUCAAAUGAAUUAAUAUAAAAGUAAACUUUCGUUAUCCUUCGGUGUGUGUGCAGGGGGGG
This is a messenger RNA of Astyanax mexicanus (Mexican tetra), 3165 nucleotides long. RefSeq names its product dendritic cell-specific transmembrane protein. The record is from RefSeq and is a predicted model, not a curated record. Gene Ontology annotation, cellular component: membrane. The transcript is spliced from 3 exons. Bases 323 to 1771 code for a protein of 482 amino acids. Lineage: Eukaryota; Metazoa; Chordata; Actinopteri; Characiformes; Acestrorhamphidae.